GCGCUCAUCACCGGUCUCUGGCAGCAAACCGGAACCCGCUGCUCCAUGUCCCAAACAUACAGGGGUUUAGUAUAGAAUAGGCACCUAUUGUAGAAGAAACUGUGUACCAAUCAACUAAUAGUGAAAUGUCCAGCCUUCAACGUCCUGCACCACAGUCACAGACAGUGUCACUCACACUGGAGCAGGUGAAAGAGGCGUUGGGGGAAGUCCUAGAUGCUUUACAGUCCCCAGCAGGCAGUGCCCGUCUAGAGGAAGCACGAGAAAGCUCUGGGAAUGAUCUGGGAAAGGUACUUCAGCUACUUCUGCCAACGGCUGUACAAAUUCAACAAGAUGUCCUGCAGAACUAUGGAUUCAGCCCUGAUGGGGAGGGUGUUCUCAGGUUUGCUCGCCUUGUGAAGUCCUUUGAGUCUCAGGACCCCGAGAUUGCAGCCAUGUCCAACAAGCUGAAAUCCUUCUUUCUACCUCCAUUACCCCUUCCUCCACAUGCCGGGCAUCCAGUCCCAUCAUCCUGAACUCCGGAAUAGCAAAGUAUCUUCAAACUAGACUUUUUCUCCAUUCCCGAGUCCCCAGCUGUUUCAAACCCUUCCCAGUCGUUUAAGUGUUAAUACCUGUCCUAUUAUUAAAUGUUUCUAUUUAUCUUC
This is a messenger RNA of Pelobates fuscus (common spadefoot toad), 641 nucleotides long. Its product is annotated as protein C10-like. The transcript has 4 exons. The record is from RefSeq and is a predicted model, not a curated record. The coding region runs from base 126 to 512 and encodes 128 amino acids. Gene Ontology annotation, biological process: post-embryonic development. NCBI's taxonomy places the organism in Eukaryota, Metazoa, Chordata, Amphibia, Anura, Pelobatidae.